CUCCUUCUUCCUGUUCUUUGUCUGUUCCUUCGUCUUCUGUUCCUUCUUCCUGUUCCAUUUCUUCGUCUAUCUCUCCCCCUUCCAUCUCUCCUGAUCCUUCUCUCUCUUCUCCCUCCUCCGCCAUAUACGUGAAUGGACACAAAAAAGAGGAGCUAGAGAGAAAAGAGGAGAAAGAGACAAAAGAAGAGAAGGAAUUGGAGAUAACAGAAGACGAGGAAGACGGUGAUAAAGGAGGUGAAGAGGAAAAGAUGGAGGAUGUGUUAGAAGAUAACAAAUCAAAGGACAAGAACGGAAAUGUGGAGAGAGAAUCGCAGAAGAAGGAGGAUAACGUAAUAAAGAGUAGAAACGAAGAAAAUGACAAGAAUCAAACAAAGGAAUUUGACACAAACGAAGAACAUAAAACAAAAGAAGUCGAGAAGAAAACGAAAGAGGGGAAUGAGACAAACACGGAUAAAGCAACGGACUCAGAGAAGACAGACGAUAGUACAAAGGAGAAAAAUGGAUACCCCGAAAGGGAAACAAAGCAACCAGGUGAUAAACAUGAGGAGAAGAAGAGAAACGCAGACUUGCCUCAGCCACCGAUCGGAGAAAAGCAGUUGAAGGAAAGCCGAAGGGUUGUGGCGGCUUUGAACCAGCAGCUCAGGGGAAAGAGGCCAGUCAGGAGACAGCUGUGGGAGGUGGAUCAUGUGAAGCUGGACAUGGACCUCGAGGCCGAGCUUGAGCAAGCGGAGGAGGAGGACUCGUCGAGGUUCAGAGAGACGUGGGAAGAGCUGCCUCCCCAACGCCUCUCCGACGCCCCGCGCUGCUAUCAUUCUCAGGUCAGAUUUAAAAAAAUAUAUAAAAUUGAUAAAUUGAUGAAUGGAUGAAUGAAUUAAAUUAAUGAAUAAUGCUUAAAAAAAAGAUAAAU
Penaeus chinensis is the source of this 907-nucleotide messenger RNA. RefSeq names its product protein FAM133-like. The transcript is spliced from 3 exons. The coding region runs from base 249 to 866 and encodes 205 amino acids. Lineage: Eukaryota; Metazoa; Arthropoda; Malacostraca; Decapoda; Penaeidae. The record is from RefSeq and is a predicted model, not a curated record.